UAGGGAGGGGGCAUUGAUGUUAUAAAUGUUAUAGUUGUGGAACAAUGGCAGCUGAUCACUGCAUUGUUUGUAAGACCGCGUUCAGAUUCAAAAACUCUACAAGCUGAAUCGAUCCAACUCUGCUGGAGAUUCUCGCUAAAAUGCAUUCAGUGUAAUCAGCUUUAUUGACACGCCUCCCUGAGUAACUGGAUUUAUUAGUUAAUUACCCCCCUAGCAUCUCGAGGAGGGGUGUUGGGCAUUUAAGCCGAUUAUAGUGAUGGCACUUAUAGAGAACCUCCCGCAGAGUUGGAUCGAUCCAGCUUGUACGAUGGGUUUAUCUGAACGCUCCCUGUGUAACCAACAGUUAAUAAGAAAAAGGAAGAUGGCCAUAAUUUCAAACCAAAGAAACGGAGUACUAACUUACAUCUAGGACUCACCGAAUUAGCUUACAUGUAGCAAACAAUACUAUGUACAGAGUAAAAGAAGCUCUAGGUUUUUAAUAGGUCAGUUUGUGUUUUUCGUUUUAACAAGAUUACAGGGCCUACAUAUGAUGGAACGCAACUGUUGGAAUUCGAAAAAAUAUCCGUAUAACAGUAGAAUAAAUGAAACGCUAUUGAUACAUGUAUAAGGCUUGAGUUACGUAAAGAUAAAUACGAAAAAGUCAUGAUUCAGUAUAGUAAGGAAAUUGCUCAUGCUACUUAUAAACCAAAUGAAGUCAUGCGGUAGCAGUAAGCACUUCAUUUACAUUGCUCUUGUAAAUAAUUGACACGUGACGCAUAAAUGACGCUUGGGCGUUUCCUUUUACAUCGUAGAUGAAUUAUAUAUGUACUAGAAAUAGCUGCAAAGAAAUUAGUCUCAGCGUCACCACGAAAUGAGCAUUAAUGAUCUCGUAUGACGCUAAAUUAAGAUGACAAACAUUAUGAAACGAAACACUCCUUUUACUUAUUUCUGUCGAUUUUUAGUUAUUUCUGACGACAUUUUUAAAUGACAUUAUCACGUUCUAUUCACAGGUACAGGGAUACUGCAGAAGAUGAGGAUGAGAAUGUAGGAUGGCCAUAUACACACACAUGGGUCAGUCGGACAUCAGGUCUCUCCCCUAGAUCAGAUCCCUACCCAAACUCCAUUCCCAUGGCAACCAAGCCCUACCCUUGGCGGGAGCCUCCCCCCACCUACUUCAACAACAAGGGGUUUUCUUCCGUAGAAGAUGACGCCCCUUCUUACCCAGGGGUGCACAACUUUGAACGCUACGACUCCAGUCGACGCAACCCAAGUUCAGAAGACCGAGGUGGCUACAGCACUUACCCACCCCGCCCGACAGACCCCAGCAUUCAUCGCAAAGUUACAGAAAACGAAUGGGAGGAGCUUGAAGACUUUUACGGCGCUAAUUUUUCCGAAAGUGCGUCUCGUCGCACCCCCAGCCGUAGUAUGCAUGAAUACAUCCCUUGGCAGCUGCAGUUUGACCAUUUCAACAGAACUGAUAACCACUGGAUUCCAAGACCGAAGACAUCACCGCGUCCCAAUAGGUAUUUUUGAUAUGGUGCAUCAUACAUAAUUUCCGUGGUUUGUGACGUCAUGGCAGUCGUGACAGUGUAGGCGAUAUAGCCCGAAAGAUGUUGAUUACCUGAAAACCAACGCAAUGAUGAUAAAUAUAGAAAUAUACAUGCCUACUGGUGUCUUCAAUAUGUAUCAUAGAGCAGCACAGCAGAUAUCGACCGAAUUAAGGUUGAAACUGUGCCCAUCAGAAUGAGAUAAACGCAAUUUCGUUAGAUGAUUUUUGUUAUAGAUUUUGGAGUUUGUACUUGUUUUGUUAAAUCCACUUAUUAUUAUUGAUAUUUUAAAAUAGCACUUCACAUUAUACCAUUGGUCGCCAGGUUCCUUAUGUACAUUGAUAUGGCGCAACAAAAUAAUUAUCCCUACCAUGUUCAAGUACAUUGAUAGAGUUAUGCCAUAAAAAUCCACUGGUGCCAUGUGUAAUAUGUUAUCUUGUUUGAACGAUUUGUCUAUGUAUAUCGUAGAUGCUGCAUACCCUCUACCAGGGCGACAGAUAGAUUUUUUACAGAUAUUCACAAAUAUGUCUCUAGAUAGAUAGAUAGAUGGUCAUUUUGGUGACUUAGAACCAAAUGACCAUUUAUCUAUCUAGAGACAUAUAUGUGAAUAUCUGUAAAAAUCUAUCAGUCGGUCUGGUAGAGGGUAGAUGCCGAAUACAAUGUUGAGUGUUUGAUGGAAAUUGCCAAAAAAAAUAUAUAUAUUCCCUGCAUUUUUGUUACAUGUAUAGCACAUACCUACAUGUAUUUCCAUUUUGUCUUUAAUAAAAGAUCAUAAUUCAGA
Molecule: messenger RNA, 2307 nt
Organism: Lingula anatina
Lineage: Eukaryota; Metazoa; Brachiopoda; Lingulata; Lingulida; Lingulidae
Source: RefSeq, a predicted model, not a curated record